Protopolystoma xenopodis is the source of this 414-nucleotide messenger RNA. The record is from the annotation of a GenBank genome assembly. Lineage: Eukaryota; Metazoa; Platyhelminthes; Monogenea; Polystomatidea; Polystomatidae.
UUUGAUCAGGACGAUUGGGCUGCAUGGUCGAAGUUCACAGGCUCCGUAAGCAUCCAGAUCGUUGGUGACGAUCUGACUGUUACAAAUCCUAAACGUGUCCAGACGGCGAUCGAUAAGAAGGCCUGCAAUUGUCUCCUGCUUAAAGUCAAUCAGAUUGGUAGUGUAACCGAAUCAAUCCAGGCCUGCAAAAUGAGUCAAGCUGCUGGUUGGGGCGUAAUGGUGUCGCAUCGCUCUGGCGAAACCGAAGACAACACCAUUGCCGAUCUAGUCGUUGGUCUGCGCACGGGUCAGAUUAAAACGGGGGCGCCAUGCCGUUCAGAGCGUCUGGCCAAAUACAAUCAAUUACUUCGCAUCGAAGAAGAGCUUGGCUCGGCCGCCAAGUAUGCCGGGGACAAUUUCCGCCACCCUAAAUAG